Molecule: messenger RNA, 4164 nt
Organism: Epinephelus moara (kelp grouper)
Lineage: Eukaryota; Metazoa; Chordata; Actinopteri; Perciformes; Serranidae
Gene: mybbp1a
Product: MYB binding protein (P160) 1a
Exons: 27
Coding region: 51-3911 (1286 amino acids)
Biological process (GO): regulation of DNA-templated transcription
Cellular component (GO): nucleolus
Molecular function (GO): sequence-specific DNA binding; transcription corepressor activity; RNA binding
Source: RefSeq, a predicted model, not a curated record
UUUUCCUCCUGCAGCAGCAGCAUGUACAGCAGCAGUGUUGGUGUGAGGAGAUGUCUGUAGAGAUGGUGGAGCUCUCCGUUAAAGCACCGGAGCCGGUCCGACCGGCCGGGAUCCUCCAACAGAACCGGGUCUUCCUGGAUUUCUUUUGGGACUUAGCCAAACCGGAUCAGGAGGUCCGACUGAAGGCGGUGAAGGACCUGAUCCAGUACCUGAAAACCAACAACAAGGCAGAUGAGUUGGAGUACACCUUUAAAAGGCUGGUAGACGGACUGGCUCACACACGAGAGGCUGCCAGACCUGGAUUCAGCCUGGCUCUGGGACAGGUCUUAAGCGCCUUUGAAGACGUCUCCCUGCAGAGUACACUAGACAGAAUCAAAGCAAAGCACAAUUUGCAGGCAGUGAAAAAGAAACUUUUCAGAAAUGCUUUGUUUGGAAACUUGUUUGGCGUCCUCGCCCUUCAGCAGUCCGGCCGCCUCUCCAAAGAGCCCCAGGUGGUGUUGGGAUGUGUGCAGCUCCUGCAGAGCCUCGGCCAACACAGACAACAUGUGAAGGACCUUCCCACUAAGACCAUGAUGGACAUCCUCAACGAGAUCCCAGAGGAGGUGUUCCAGGAGGUCCUGCUUGGCGCCCUGCAAACUGACCUGGCAUCAGCCUUCAGCACUCCAGAGCAGCUGCAGCUGCUGCUGGUCGCCCUGCAGCGUUUCCCACAAACCCUCAAACCCAAGAAACUCAAGAAGCUGCUGGGCUCGUCGACCAUAAUCAACGCCGACAACAUCCCCAAGUUGACAGAGGUGAUAAAGAUGGCGGCCCAGUCGGUGAAGAAGGAGUGUGUCCUCCCAGCGGUGGUCCUGGACCUCCUGAAGCUCUCACUGAAGGAAGACAGCUUCCAGCUCUUCUGGAAUAACGCCAUCAUCAACGGCAUGCUAAAGGAGCCGCCGGGGCCAGCUCGUUACCUGAGUUUCCGUCUGCUGGGCAGCGCCCUGCCUCUUCUGUCUGUGGCCCAGCUGAAGGAGGUGCUGUCUGGAGAGGUGAUGACGCACUACGGGGAGCACGUGGUGUCUGCUCAGACAAAGGACCGCUUCAAGCUGGCCCCAGAGAUGGAGACCUACGUGUCGGACUUCCUGCAGGGCUGUCAGGACGCCGACAGACAGCUGGCAGUGAUGGUGGGCUUCUCCUUGCUGACCAACAGGGGUUACCCGGUGGUGCCGUCGGUGUGGAGGGUGGUGCAGCACCUGCAGCCUGCAGCUCUGCAGCAGUACGUGGAGUGGCUGAAGAACAUGUUCCUGCAGCCUCAGCUGGACAAGCUGCUGGAUUUCAGCACCCGCAAGCAGAAGGACAGUCAGGAAGGAAAAGAACAGGGGGAGAACGCCACGUUCCGUCUGAGGAAGUGGAUCGUCUCUCGGCUCUCCUCGAUCAUCGACAACUACCAAGUGAAGAAGCAGGAGGAUCUCAUCAUGGAUGUGGCCAGGUUUGUGUUUUUCCACGCGUUCUUCAGUGCCAAGAAGGCCUCGGACGACAUCCCAGAGACAAAGGGGAAGCUUUCUGCCCCACUGGAUGAGAAAACCAGAGGAGUGCUUGUCAAUUCUUUCUUUGGACUCCUCCUGUCCAUGCACCACCUGCCUCUGAUUGAGGACUCGGCUGAAGGCAACCAAAAGCGUGUACAGGGCGUCACAGCCGAUGGCACCAUGUGGAUCUACCACCUGGUUCAGUACGCCAAAGUCCUGCUUAACCAACCGAAACACGUCCAGAGCAGCCAGCCCUUCAGCCCCGAGCAGAGAGAGGCCUGGGACAGCAUGCUGGAGUCAGUGGCAAACCUGAAGAAGAAAGCAAAGAAAGGCGCGACUGCAGAGAGCAGCGCCUUCCAGCAGCUCUUCCUGUUGGUCGGCAUGCACCUCUUUAAGGCCCCUGAAGAGCUGCUGGACAUCAUGAAGGACCUGCAGAGCUGCGUGGACAAGGCUCAGGAGAAGAAGGCCAAGAAGAAGAAGAAGAAACAAGCCACAGAGCAGCAGGAGGAGGAGCCCGAGUGGGUGGAGGUGAUGGUGGACAUCUUGUUGUCCCUGCUGUCGCAGCCGAGCCGACACAUCAGACAGGUCUGCAAAACGGUCUUCUCCACCAUCUGCCCUCACGUUACUGCAGCGGCCCUCACCGCCAUCUUAGAUGUCCUGGACCCAGAGAAGGAUGACGAGGAGGACGCUGCUGUGGUCGUCACCGACGACAACAAAACCCAGAAGAAGAAACCUAAUGAGGAAGAUGACGAGGACGACGAUGAGGAGAUGGAGGAGGAAUCUGAUGGAUCAGAUGAUGACUUUGAUGAGGAUGAAGGUGACGAAGCGAUGGAGGAAGAGGAGUCAGAGGAGGAGGAGUCAGGGGAAGAGGAGGAGAUGGAGCAGGGAGAGGUGGACCAAAAUUUCCGUUUGGAGCUGAUGAAGGUCCUGAAGCAGCAGAACGCUCUGGCCACAGAAGAGGAUGGCAGCAGCGAUGAAGACCUGGAUGAUGACGCCAUGAUAGAGCUGGAUAAGGGCCUGGCGGCGCUGUUCUCAGAGCAGAAGAAGAAGAACCAAGCCAAGAAGGAUGAGAAGACAAAAAUACAGAAAGAGAAGGCGCUGGUCCGAGACUAUAAGAUCAAGGUGUUGGACCUGGUGGAGGUGUUCGUGGCCCGGCAGGCUGGCAGUCCUCUUGUUCUGGGUUUGGUGGAGCCUCUGCUCACCAUCAUCGACAGAGGAAUGAGCUCCGACAGCAACCAACAGGAGCAGGACUUCCUCCGGCGAGCUGCAGACAUCUUCAGGAACCAGCUGUGCAGGUCGAAGGUUUACUGCAGGACCGUCGGGGACAGACAGGGGGAGCUCCAUGACCUGCUGGACAAACUGAUGACUAAAUCCCAGAAACUGUCCGACUCCUCAGUCUGCCUCUACUACUUCAGUGCGGCUCUGUACGUGGUGAAAGUGCUGCGAGGAACUCCACCUGCUGAGGCCAAAGACGAGCAGACAGCUGACGGAGCUGCAGCAAAUGAACUGAGGUUUAUGGGUAACGUGGAUGUAGACCGAGUCUCCGCCAUCUUCUCUGAGGCUCUGAGCUCCUUCAUGGGCAGGAGGAAGAGCCCUCUGACCGCUCAGAUGUUCACAGACUUGUUCACCAGAUUCCCCGUUUUGUGUGUGAGGCUGUUGGACCCAGCUGUGCAGCACAUCACAUCUGGGGUCAGAGUACACCAGCAGGGUCAGGCGUGUGUGUUGGUGUUGCGGGGGAUGCAGAGCAGGGAGGUUCGGCUGCUGCUGAGCGGCACUCCGUGGACGGAGCUCUGUGCGAAGGUCUCAGGUCAGCUGGUGGAGAGUCUCCAGCAGGUCGGUCAAACUGAGAGCAAAGUGGUGAAGGAGAAGGUGUUGAAAAGCCUGGAGCUCUGUCAGUUCCUGGUCAAGCACGUUCAGCAGCAGAAACUGUCAGUGGACCUGGAGCCCCUUCAGAAGGCACUGCAGUCUCUGACCGGCGUCAUUGCUUUCAAGAAGACGGGCAAGCUAGAGGACACCUACUGGGCCGUGAUGAAACACUUUGGAGUCAUGAAACCCAAAGUCGAAAAGACGAAGCCUGAAAAGGAGGAUGGCCAACGGCAAGUUCCCAAGAAGAAGAAAGGUUUUCUGCCAGAAACAAAGAAGCGUAAAAAGCGCAACAAGCCUGUUUUGGAGCCAGCAGCGGCGGCGGCGGCGGACAACUCGACCUCCAAAGACAAAGCGGGAGCAGACAAAGGACAAGCCAAAAAGAAACAUGACAAGAAAACAAAACAGAAACGACCGGCCGACGGCGCCUCGGCUUCUCAGCCCAGCCCAGCCAAGAAGAGCAAGACACAGUCUGACAGCAAGGCAGCCAAGAAGAAGAAGAAGAAACAGAAGCAGAAGAAAGAGGGAGGAGGGCAAAUGUAAAGUGGACACUAAUAUUUAAUGUUCAUUUCCUUUUUAAUGAGGCCGUGUUUUCGUCUGUUCAAUUUUUCUACUUUCCUGGUUCCCAGUUCAGUUUGGACAAAAUGAAAAUAUCAACAUUUCCAUAUCAGAUAUGAUUAAACACACUGAAAACUUAAGAUGUGUGCUAUUUGAAUUAAGAUGGAUUAUUUUUCUAAUGUGUGAAUGCUGUUAGAAAAAAUGUCUCCAACAAUAAAUUCAUUUCUCAUCCUGUAAA